This is a messenger RNA of Capsaspora owczarzaki ATCC 30864, 457 nucleotides long. RefSeq lists its product as hypothetical. Gene Ontology annotation, biological process: ceramide biosynthetic process. NCBI's taxonomy places the organism in Eukaryota, Filasterea, Ministeriida, Capsasporidae. Gene Ontology annotation, molecular function: serine C-palmitoyltransferase activity. Bases 66 to 233 code for a protein of 55 amino acids. The transcript is spliced from 2 exons. The record is from RefSeq and is a predicted model, not a curated record. Gene Ontology annotation, cellular component: serine palmitoyltransferase complex.
AGUGUCUACUCUGCUCAGACCUGAGUCCUCCACUCCACAUUUUCACCUUCAAAUCUCUCUCAACCAUGAAUCUUCUCAACAUGUACAACCUCAAUACCAACAUGGCCAUGCUCGAGCCAUGGGAGCGAUUGAUUUUUAACUCGGUAGUGGCUGGGCUGACUGCCAUGUCCACAUACACCAUUUACACAUACGGCCCAGACUACCUGCGUCGCACAGCCGAGCUGUUCGCAUAGUGACCGUUUUUCGUUCAGCCUGUUUGUAUGCCACGUCGCCAGCCUCAACUUGUCAACUUGUCAGCCGCAACAAUUUUCGUACAUCUGGCAAUUCAGGAACUCAAGUUACAAUUUUAACAACAAAUAAACCCCCGCGUGCCUGUUGUGUCUCCAAGAAUUUGUGUGUUCGGUCUUCCAAGGAUUGGAAAAUAAAAAGAGCGGAACAUGUUUCGCGUUUUCACCAA